AUGUUCAGGGACAAGAAGCAGCAGCAAUCUGACGAUGAUCUGGCUCCGGUGCCGACGAGUGAUCUGGGCGAGGUAGAGGAUUGUGUCAAGCCGGAGGAUGCUACCUCUACGCAGGAUGCUGUGUUCGGCGAGCUCCGUAAAGAUGGACCGAACUAUCGGAAUGUCGGCUGGAUGGGAACGGUUGUUUUAUUAUUCAAGACGCAAGUUGGCUUAGGGGUUCUCGGGAUUCCUGGUGCCUUCGACCACCUCGGCAUGGUGCCUGGAGUUAUCACUAUUCUUGUCAUUGCCUUCAUGACUACUUGGGCUGCUUGGAUGGUGGGCCGGUUCAAGUUGACGCAUGCUCAAGUCUAUGGAAUUGACGAUGCUGGACGAAUCAUGGCCGGAAAAGUCGCCAUGUUGAGCAUCUCCAUCGCCCUGAACUCAUUGUCGGAACAUGGCGCCUGCACUGCCAUCUUCGUGGUUGUUGCUUGUCUGAUCGGCUUCCUGUUCGGCAGUAUUCAGACCUUGGGCAAGGUCUCUUUCAUCGCCUGGGCGGGUGUUAUCGGAAUCUUGAGUGCCAUUUUCACUCUCACCAUUGCUGUAGGAGUGAAUGGUCGGCCUGCAGAUGCUCCUGCUGGUGUCACAGAAUCCGACUUCAAGGUCUUCGGCUCGUCAACCUUUCCUGAGGCUAUCUCGGCUGUGUCAACGAUUGUCUUCGCAUUCUCUUGCCUGCCAGCCUUCUUCUCCGUCAACUCCGAGAUGCGAAACCCACACCACUACACCAGAUCGCUCCUCAUCGCUCAGGGCGCCAUUACCGUCGUCUACCUUGUGAUCGGCGUCGUAGUCUACUAUUAUUGCGGCUCUUAUGUUGCGUCACCGGCUCUUGGAUCUGCAGGCUCUCUCAUGAAGAAGAUUUGCUAUGGCAUAGCCUUGCCGGGGUUGACAGCCAGCUGCAUGCUUUUUGUGCAUAUGCCUGCUAAAACCAUCUUCAUGCGAUUUAUGCGAGGCACCAAACACUUGACGACAAACACCCCGAUUCAUUGGAUGGCCUGGCUCACAUGCACAGCAACCAUCGCCGUGGUUGCAUACCUCAUUGGAUCUGGAAUCCCUGUUUUCGAUCAACUCCUUUCACUUGUUGGAGCACUACUUGCCACGGUAACGUGCUUUCAGCCCUCAGGAAUGAUGUGGCUUUUUGAUAACUUCAAGAGGCCAGAGCGGAGCUGGAAAUGGUAUUUUGGUCUGGGCAUGUCUAUUUUUAUGAUUGGUGCCGGCUCUUUCAUCACCGUUGGCGGAACCUAUGGUGCCAUUUUGGGGAUUGUAAACUCGUCCGAUCGCAGUAGUCCUUGGAGUUGUGCAGACAACAGCAACUCGACCUAG
Pseudocercospora fijiensis CIRAD86 is the source of this 1356-nucleotide messenger RNA. RefSeq lists its product as uncharacterized. Gene Ontology annotation, molecular function: amino acid transmembrane transporter activity. Bases 1 to 1356 code for a protein of 451 amino acids. Gene Ontology annotation, biological process: amino acid transmembrane transport. Gene Ontology annotation, cellular component: vacuolar membrane. The record is from RefSeq and is a predicted model, not a curated record. The transcript is spliced from 3 exons. Lineage: Eukaryota; Fungi; Ascomycota; Dothideomycetes; Mycosphaerellales; Mycosphaerellaceae.